AUGGCCUCCGAAGAUCCAGACGACCAACGCUCGUCUGCGUCAGGGAGUUUCGAUGCGAUAAGCCGCAGUGACGGACCCUUCGUAUUGCGCACACUGCUAGACGAAGUACCCUUGUCUGCAGAUGGCGCUGCGGACGGUGUCAAGAUAAACUGCGUAGAGUAUUUAGAUCACAAUCUUUACGUCGGCACGAGCGCAUCCGAGUUGCUUCACUUCGUCCAAAUCCCUCCCGACCCCGCCGAUCCGACCGGACGAUCUUUCAUAAUUGCUUCCAGACUGCGGCCAGCGUUUUCUGAGUCUAGCAGUUCUCGCCCCGGGGUACAGCAGAUUCUACUCCUGCCCAAGGUUGGAAAGGCUUGCAUUCUCUGCAACUGGACUGUUACGUUCUACUCGCUCCCCGAGUUGAGUCCUGUAUUCGGGACCACACAAGUAAAGAACUGCAAUUGGGUUGGCGGCGUGGACCUGAAUCAACCACAGGAUGAUGAUGGUGAUCCAGCGGCCGGAGUGUUCAUCCUCCUCUCGCUAAACCGGAGAAUCCAAGUGGUGAGGAUUGGAGAAGUAGCGAGAGCAGUCAAGAAUAUUGACGUUCCCGGGACCACGAUCUCAGUACGCAGAGACUCUAUUGCGUGUGUGGCAGACGCUAGAAGCUAUUCUCUGCUCGAUGUCGACAGACAGCUGCGUAUUCCCCUCAUGACGAUUUCGUCUUUGGACGACUCGCAACCUGCCGGAGAAAUCGGCCAAGCCCAGGAUAUCGCCGGCAGCACUGAUGGAGGCAUUCUGCGAAGCGCUUCCGCAGCUCAUAACCGCCCGUUACUGUCAGCUGGCGACCCCCAUGGACACGCUAGAAGCACGAGUCUGGGUGGACUCCUCAGCGGCCGUAGGGACCAGAGUCCUCGAGCAGCGGAUGAUCGUGUGCUUCAAGGAUCGUCACCGCCAACGCCGUCAAUUAGCCCCAGGCCCUCAGGCGAGGCUCAGGUGCCGCCUCCAUCGACGGACAAGCCGCUACCCGCUGCUCCAGGGCCUCAGACAUCCCCGACAAAGCCCACUCCCGUAUUUCUGAAGCCACACAUAGUUUCUCCAACGGGCGAGGAGUUCUUGCUUGUGACCGGCACCGGGCCACUUGACCCCGGCAUAGGCAUGUUCGUGAACCUCGAUGGUGAUCCUACACGGCCGACUGUUGAAUUCGACAGAUAUCCACGAGAGGUUGUCGUAGACGGCGGGUCAACCGACUUGUCUUCAUCAAAAAUGACACUUGGGACUGACGAAGAGGGCUAUGUGAUUGCAUCCAUGACAAAAGAUUUUGAAAGCGGACUGCGCCACGGCUUGGAAAUUCAGAGAUGGGACUCUGAUGGAACAGAUCCAGAGACAUCAAAAUGGUGGCUUGAAGCAGACUCCGUGAACAAAGACGAGACCUCUCCGUUGGGAAUCAGGUCGCUGAUGGGUACCGACGAGACACAUUUUGACGAAAUCAUCGACAGACUAUGCCAGAGAAAGUUCUCGCCGUUCUCUGGAACGUCUUCAUUGGAGCAAAUGACUAAGGAACGCGAGCUUUUUGAACGCGAUGUCGACUCUCAAGAGGAAGACGCCUUGCCCGAAGGGUGGGAGGACAGUCGGAACGCAGAAGAAAAGGAGUUUGCAAGAAGGCUAGCAAGCGCCAAUUCGAGGAUAGCAGUGUGGUCGGGCAACCACAUCUGGUGGGCUAUCCGCAAUCCCAUGCUGCUGCGGUUGGAGGCGCAAUUAGACGCUGCAUGCGAACAGGAGGGGACAUUCAACCCUGCUAAACUUGACCGACAUGCCAUCUUCACCGUCUUGAAUUCGUUCAGGGGCCAAGAUGCAAAGUCGGAACUAGAGUUUGUCACUUUCAGCUACUUGCGGCAAAGAGCUGGCGUCUUGCUGCUCACCAGCCUGCUUCAUGCUACAGAAUCGCCGUUUUCAGAUGCUGAGGUAAAGGCUUUGGAAGAGGUCUUAGUAGACAGCAGUCUGGAUCCUCGCGUCGUCUUAUCGCUAGUUCCUGGCGUGCGAAACGAGAUCGUAGAAAGCCGCAGAGGCAUCUGGAUCUUUGGCGGCGUCAAGACGACAACGGAAAAUUACCUCGAGAGCGAGCACUUCCCAAAAGCCAGCCACUCCAUUGGGGACCUUGACAUUAAGGUUAUGCAGUUCUUACGACGCUUCCUCUCUGCAUGGCGCAAGAAGAAGGGCUUUGGCAGCGUUGCGGACGAAAGCGAGGUAUUCCGAACAGUCGAUGCCGCCUUGCUGUUGAUUCUCCUCGAGCUCGACCAAAACUCGCCGAAAGGCCUCGCAAAGAAGAGUUCGUCAGUCAGAUCAGAGCUAUAUGACGUCGUCGAUAAGGGCGUUGACUGCUUCGACCGGGCAGCCGGACUCUUGGAGACUUACCACCGCCUAUUUGUGCUCAGCCGACUAUACCAGAGCCGCAAAUUGGCCGGCGACGUACUCGCGACGUGGCGUCGUAUUGUCGAGGGGGAACGUGACGAUGGUGGUGAGCUGCGUGACGGCGAGCAACGCGUCCGAGAGUACCUCACAAAAAUAAGCAGUCAGGCACUUGUUUUUGCCGAAGACAAAGGCAAAGCGCCCAAAUUCGAGCCGGCGGAUGUCGUGGAGAUACUUCGUGAAGAGGCCCCUGAUGCGGUCAAAUACUACCUCGAACAUCUCGUCUUCGGCAAGGGUCACACAGGAUACGUCAAUGACCUUAUCGCAUACUACUUGGACAUCGUCAUCAGCGACCUCGACUCCUCACAAGAAAGACGAGACGCGUUUGCUGACACGUACACGGCAUAUAGAGCGCUUCAAGCACCCAAGCCGACAUAUAGACAAUUCCUCACAGACAACGCACCAGAAGAGGAUGAAGUAUGGCACAGCCGCUUGAGGCUGUUGCAGCUUCUCGGUGGCGCCCAUCACUACGAUGCCGCCGCCAUCAGAGAUCGCAUAUCGACCCUGCCCGACGAACUACUGGUUCCGGAGAUCAUCAUUCUAGACGGGAGGGAGCGGCGGCACGAAGACGCCAUCCGCCUGCUCGUGCACAAGCUGGGGGAUUACGACACGGCCGUCUCAUACUGCUUGCGCGGGGGCUCUAGCAUUUACACGCGCCCCGAUGGUAGACGCGAGAGCACGCCGACACACGAGAUGCAGGCACGGCUCUUCCGGGCAGUCCUGGGCGAGUUCCUCGCCAUCGAGGAUGUCAGCGACCAGAUUGAGCAGACGGGUGCGCUUCUGGAGCGGUUCGGGGGCUGGUUUGAUGUCGAGGACGUCCUCGCGCUCAUACCGGACGAGUGGUCCGUCGACGUGGUGGCUGGUUUCCUCGUCACGGCGCUACGGCGGAUCACGCAGGAAAGACACGAGACGACGGUGACCAAGGCGCUCAGCUCGGCAGAGAACCUCCGGGUAAAUCACGACCUGAUUGUCAAGGUAGAUGAGAAGGGGCCUUCCAUCGAGGCGCCAAAUUAG
Messenger RNA from Colletotrichum karsti, 3459 nucleotides. RefSeq lists its product as uncharacterized. NCBI's taxonomy places the organism in Eukaryota, Fungi, Ascomycota, Sordariomycetes, Glomerellales, Glomerellaceae. The transcript has 5 exons. The coding region runs from base 1 to 3459 and encodes 1152 amino acids. Gene Ontology annotation, biological process: vesicle-mediated transport; endosomal vesicle fusion; autophagy. The record is from RefSeq and is a predicted model, not a curated record. Gene Ontology annotation, cellular component: cytoplasm; fungal-type vacuole membrane.